Messenger RNA from Amaranthus tricolor (Joseph's coat), 1500 nucleotides. Its product is annotated as myb-related protein 306. Lineage: Eukaryota; Viridiplantae; Streptophyta; Magnoliopsida; Caryophyllales; Amaranthaceae. Bases 239 to 1129 code for a protein of 296 amino acids. The record is from RefSeq and is a predicted model, not a curated record. The transcript has 3 exons.
AUUAAUUAUUGAUAACAAAUUAGAGUAAAUAUAUAUAUAUAGACUAAGGCCGGGUAUCCUAAUGUUAGAUCCUUGUCUUUAAUCCAAUCUUCUCCUUAAAAACUCAUAAUUCCUCUAGAAAUUCUACCAUCAUUUUCUUCUCUCUAUAGCUCCCUCACUUGAGAAAGAAAAUAAAAAAGGAAAAAGAAACCUAGCUAGUUUUUGGAAAUUAAUAGACUAAUUUCAUAAGAAGAUCACAAUGGGAAGGCCACCAUGUUGUGAUAAAAUAGGGGUGAAAAAGGGUCCUUGGACUCCUGAAGAAGAUAUCAUCUUGGUUUCUUAUAUUCAAGAACAUGGUCCUGGUAAUUGGAGAGCUGUUCCUACUAAUACUGGAUUGCGUAGAUGUAGUAAGAGUUGUAGGCUAAGAUGGACUAAUUAUCUCCGUCCGGGUAUUAAAAGAGGCAAUUUUACUGAGAAAGAAGAGAAAAUGAUCAUUCAUCUUCAAGCACUUUUGGGCAAUAGGUGGGCAGCCAUAGCAUCAUACCUCCCUCAAAGGACAGACAAUGACAUUAAAAAUUACUGGAAUACCCAUCUCAAAAAGAAGCUUAAAAAGCUAGAAGAAGGGCAAGAUGGUCAAAACACAUCUUCACUUGUAGGGUUUUCAUCAAACUCAACUUCUUCAACUUCUUCUCACAACUCUAACAAAGGACAAUGGGAAAGAAGGCUUCAAACUGAUAUCCAUAUGGCUAAACAGGCCCUUUGUGAGGCUUUAUCUAUAGAAAAACCCGAACUUCUCCCAAGCCCAAGCCCAAGCCCAAUCUAUGCAUCAAGUGCUGAAAACAUAGCCCGAUUACUCGAAAACUGGAAGACCCGAAAACCCAAUUCAGGGGCCUCAUCAUCAUCAUCACCUCAAGAAUCCAUGACCCAGAACUUUAAUGAAGAGUUAAAACCGGUUCAGAGUUUUUACUCGAAUUCAAACUCGUCUACAACCACCGACGACUCGCACCAGUCUGUCUCGGCCGAAGCCGAGGCGGCGCAACAAGUGCCAUUGUCACUCUUAGAGAAGUGGUUGUUUGAGGAAGGAGUAAACAUGAUGGAUAUGUCUUUGGAUGCUGAUCAUGAUCAAACCGAUCAAAUUGAUCUUUUCUAGAAGGUUAUAAACAAUAGAAGAAUUUUCACUUUUUUUUUUACUCGGGAGGGUUAAGUUGUUUUUAUUUGUUAGUGUUUUGAUGAAGAAGAAUUAAGAUUUAUAUAUAUAUAUAUAUAUAUAUAUAUAUAUAUAUAUAUAUAUAUAUAUAUAUAUAUAUAUAUAUAUAUAUAUAUAUAUAUGUGGUUUUAGUAAAGGUGCUUAAAAUAGCAUCGUAAAACAAGUGUAAAUUACUAAGGAGAAGAAUUAUAAUAGUUAUGAGGUAGUAGUUUCUAAUUGUGACUAUAAUAAUGAUCAUGAUCAAGAUCAACAACAGCAAUCAAAUGUGAAAUAUAUAUCAUUGCGACUUAUUAAUAAUUAUUAAAUAUAUUUUA